AUGUAAUGAGGUGUGGUGAUGAAGGACCCAGCCCUGGCAUCAGACCACGUGGUUUGAAUCUCAGCUCUGCUAGUCACGCAGCCGGGGCUGCGUUUCUUCAUUUCUCAGUGCCUCCAUUUCUUCAUCUCUGAAAUGGGGUUAGUAAUAGUCCCGGUUACUGUGAGCCUUAGAUGAGAUGGUGAGCGGCAAAUGAUGCCUGGUUCUUCCCGACAAUGGCUACCACUUUCUGAACACCUGUACAUCACUACAUGCCUGGCCUGACUUGGCUGGGCUCUAGAGCAUGGGUGCUUUUGACCACACUACUCUGUCUCCUGACAGCACCUAUGUCGUUUGCUCCUGAACUAUUUGAAAUGUCAGGAAGACGAGACUUUGUCCUUGGACAAGUGGCAGAAGGCUAGGGUGUAGCUAAGUUAUCAGGAUGCUUCCUCUCUUUCCAAAUAGGGUUUCCCUAGACCACCUAGCCCCACGGUGCUCUAAGAAAGAAUCAUCAUAAUUCCAGCCUCCUUUCCUCCCCCUGGGCCCCAAACCUCUCCAUCUGCUCCAGGUGCCCCGAUCAGUGGCAGAACCAUCAUUAUGUAAAUGUCUGUGCAAAUGCACUGUCAUCAAGCACCAGUUCUCCAGCGAGGCAGGACUACCUCCUGACACCAUCACUUCCCAGCCAUGGGGCCCAGGGCAAGGACCGUCUGCUUCCUGUUCUUCCUGCUAUGGGUCCUGGCUGAGCUGGCUGAGAACUCGGACUUCCACCUGCCGGGGGAUUACCUCCUGGGUGGCCUCUUCACCCUCCAUGCCAACAUGAAGGGCACUGUCCACCUCAACUUCCUGCAGGUGCCCAUGUGCAAGGAGUAUGAAAUGAAGGUGAGUGGCUACAACCUCAUGCAGGCCAUGCGCUUCGCGGUGGAGGAGAUCAACAAUGACAGCAGCCUGCUGCCUGGUGUGCUGCUGGGCUACGAGAUGGUGGAUGUGUGCUACAUCUCCAACAACGUCCAGCCAGUGCUCUACUUCCUGGCACAGGAGGACAGCCUCCUUCCCAUCCAAGAGGACUACAGUAACUACGUGCCCCGUGUGGUGGCUGUCAUUGGCCCUGAAAACUCCGAGUCUGUCAUGACUGUGGCCAACUUCCUCUCCCUCUUUCUCCUUCCACAGAUCACCUACAGCGCCAUCAGCGACCAGCUGCGAGACAAGCAGCGCUUCCCAGCCCUGCUGCGCACCGCGCCCAGCGCCAAGCACCACAUCGAGGCCAUGGUGCAGCUGAUGCUGCACUUCCACUGGAACUGGAUCAGUGUGCUGGUGAGCAGCGACACCUAUGGCCGUGACAAUGGCCAGCUGCUGGGCGAUCGCCUGGCCGGCAGCGACAUCUGCAUCGCCUUCCAGGAGACGCUGCCCACACUGCAGCCCAACCAGGACAUCAUGCCAGAGGAUCGCCAGCGCCUGGUGAGCAUCGUGGAGAAGCUGCAGCAUAGCACGGCGCGCGUCGUGGUCGUGUUCUCGCCCGACCUGACCCUGUACGACUUCUUCAGGGAGGUGCUGCGCCAGAACUUCACAGGCGCCGUGUGGAUUGCCUCCGAGUCCUGGUCCAUCGACCCGGUCCUGCACAACCUCACGGGGCUGCACCGCACGGGCACCUUCCUGGGCAUCACCAUCCAGAACGUGCCCAUCCCAGGCUUCAGCGAGUUCCGCGUGCGGGGCCCACAGGCCGAGCCGACCAACCAGAGGUCUACCUGCAACCAGGAGUGCGACACCUGCUUGAACUCCACCUUGUCCUUCAACUCCAUUCUCAGGCUCUCCGGGGAGCGCAUCGUCUAUAGUGUGUAUUCUGCGGUCUACGUCGUGGCCCACGCUCUGCACAGCCUCCUCGGCUGUGACCACAGCGCCUGCACCAAGAGGGUGGUCUACCCCUGGCAGCUGCUUGAGGAGAUCUGGAAGGUCAACUUCACUCUCCUGGACCACCAAAUCUCCUUCGACCCACACGGGGACGUGGCCCUGCACCUGGAGAUUGUCCAGUGGCAAUGGGACCUGAACCAGAAUCUCUUCCAGAGCGUCGCCUCCUACAGCCCCCUGCAGGGACACCUGAAGGACAUCCAAGACAUCUCCUGGCACACGGUCAACAACACGAUCCCUGUGUCCAUGUGUUCCAAGAGGUGCCAGUCAGGGCAGAAGAAGAAGCCCAUGGGCAUCCACACCUGCUGUUUCGAGUGCAUCGACUGCCUUCCAGGCACCUUCCUCAAUCAGACUGCAAAUGAAUAUGAUUGCCAGGCCUGCCCGAGUAACGAGUGGUCCCACCAGAGUGAGACCUCCUGCUUCAAGCGGCGGCUGUCUUUCCUGGAAUGGCAUGAGGCAGCCACCAUCGCUGUGGCCCUGCUGGCCGCCCUGGGCUUCCUCAGCACCCUGGCCAUCCUGGUGAUAUUCUGGAGGCACUUCCAGACGCCCAUGGUUCGCUCGGCUGGGGGCCCCAUGUGCUUCCUGAUGCUGACGCUGCUGCUGGUGGCGUACAUGGUGGUCCCGGUGUACGUGGGGCUGCCCAAGGUCUCCACCUGCCUCUGCCGCCAGGCCCUCUUCCCCGUCUGCUUCACCAUCUGCAUCUCCUGCAUCGCCGUGCGCUCCUUCCAGAUCGUCUGCGUCUUCAAGAUGGCCAGCCGCUUCCCGCGCGCCUACAGCUACUGGGUCCGCUACCAGGGCUCCUACGUCUCUGUGGCGUUUAUCACAGCACUCAAGAUGAUCACUGUGGUGAUCAGUUUGCUGGCUACGGGCCUCAACCCCACCACCCGCACUGACACCGAUGACCCCAAGAUCAUGAUCAUUUCCUGCAACCCCAACUACCGCAACAGCCUGCUGUUCAACACCAGCCUGGACCUGCUGCUCUCAGUGGUGGGUUUCAGCUUCGCCUACAUGGGCAAGGAGCUGCCCACCAACUACAACGAGGCCAAGUUCAUCACCUUCAGCAUGACCUUCUAUUUCACCUCGUCCGUCUCCCUCUGCACCUUCAUGUCUGUCUACGAUGGGGUGCUGGUCACCAUCGUGGACCUCUUGGUCACCGUGUUCAACCUCCUGGCCAUCAGUCUGGGCUACUUCGGCCCCAAGUGCUACAUGAUCCUCUUCUACCCGGAGCGCAACACGCCAGCCUACUUCAACAGCAUGAUCCAGGGUUACACCAUGAGGCGGGACUAGCGCCGCCCAGGGGCGUCCGGGAGGGCGGGCCUCAGCGUUGGGAGGCGGAAGCCGGGGGUCUGGCUGGUUCAACUCCAGAGGGAGGCAGGGAAGCCAUCCCCAACUUUUCCCACCUUGCCCUGGUUUCUAAUUUAGCAGUCCUUGGAGGUUCUCUGCAUCGGGGCCAUUUUUGCCCAUUUAGUGAUGGAUGCCUUAAAACAUCCACUUUGUUCCUUUCCCUUGACCAGUUUUAAUUGCCAGGCACUGCCACCUUCUUCUAGAAAAAAACCACCCAAGGUGACCUAUUGGUCUCCAAGGACAGUCUGAUUUAGCAGCCUCCAGCCGCCAUCUGGCGGUCACAGUGGGCAUCUGCGGGCUGCAGCUCAUUCCCUUCACUCAAGUUCAAGGCCAAGGGAAGCCCUGGGGGGCGCUGGGCUGGCUUGGGCUGGGCCUGGCCGGGGGUUGGUGUGGGCUGGUGGGGACUGCCACUCAGCCUGUGAGUUCGGAUAGUGCAGCCAUGGCUCCAUUCACUAGCUGUCUCACGUGUCCGUUCCCUUUCCUUCUUCCUGAAGAGCUCGGGCCCAGAUCCCUGGGUUAUCUCUCAGGGCUGGCCAUGCAUAGCAUGCUUCCCAGAUGCUUGUGAAUAAACCUCCCUUGGGUGAAAUGAAUGCGCUUCCUUCCUGUUUUCAGAUGUCCCUUGAGAAAGAACAUGUGGAAUCAGACCUCAGUCUCAAUCGCAGUAGUGUCACUUCCAGGCUGUGUGACUUUAGGCUGUCAUGUUGACUUUGAUGUGGACAACAGCUUACAUUUAUUGCCAAGUCCCUGGCUAAGAACUUUACUACUGUAUCCACGUAUUCCUCACAAAACUCUAUUGAUUGUGUGCAAUUAUGCUCCUUAUUUUACAGAUGGUGGGCCGAGGGCAGAGGGAAGAACUCAAAGAAGCUAUAGAACUUACCCAGAGUCACAAAGCUUGUCUGAGCUCCCCCUUCCUCUCCCCAGAGCCUACUCCCGGAGCCACAGUCCUUUACGGGGUAAUAUCCAGGUGGCCUGGCCUGGGAAGCUGUCCCCACUGUGGUGCACAGGGGGAAGGCUCAGGCUCCCCGGACAAGGAGCUGUGCUGUGGCAGGGGAUUCAGAUGUUAGGGAGGUGGCUGGUGGGUGCAGUGACCAGAAAAGCCUUUGGGAGAAGUUAGCAUUUGGAAAGAGCCUUGAAGGACACAGAAGUGUUGGAAGGCUGGAAGUUUGGAUGUGUGGGGGAGGGGCAGGUGGGGCCAGCAGGAGGAAAGGCGGGAUGGAAGGAAGCCCAGGCAGUUCCAGGAGGAGCAUGUGGCUGAGAGUGGCCAGGCUGUGAGAACUCAGCUUCAAAGGACAGCUAGGGCCAGAUGCCGGGGUCUGGCCCUGGGUGUCUGGUGUCUGGCCCUUGUCCUCCUUGGGUGGCUACUCCCAGCAUCCUGUGCACAUUCUUGUUUAUCCCUCCUCUGGGUCACCUGGGAUGCCAUCCUGCCCCUGUCUGGCCACUGUGACCAGCCUCCUCUGUGGCUCGGUCCUCUUCCCACAGUCCCCAGUGCUGACCUGGCCUUGUGGGCUGGAGACUGCUGGGCACAGACCCCAAGGAUAGAUGGUCAAGGUCUUUCUAGAAUGUCCCUUCUCUGCCUCCUCCACUCACUUCCCAGGGGAGCCCAGAGCCUUGGCCGAGGCCCACCCCAGUCCCAAGCUUUCCGGGAGCCACCCUGCAUGAUCCAUCCCUGGGUGUGACUGUCUCCCGUCCCCCUUAGCCUCGGGACCAGAUUGUCAGAGGCUCAGGGAGUUUUAAGCUGUUAAUUCUCUUUUCUUGCAUGCUUCUGAUGCCUUGCUUUAAUUUUUUUUAAAAGAGAUAAUCACCUCAUUUCUUGGUUCUGCCUCUUGGACCACCAUGAGAGAAGAGAAUCCUGGAAUCCCACUGACCUCAGAGGGCCUCUGCUCCACACCUCCUAGAGCAGCCCUGAGGCUGGGAUCUUGAGCCUUUAGUGUUUCCUCCAGUGAUGGGAGCCUCACCAAGGACAACUCUAGUUAUCAGAAACUUCUUCUUAGCUCAAAUCAAAACCUGACUCCCUGGAAUUUCUGUUUAUGGACACUAGUUUCAUCCUUUGGGAUCAUGAAUUAAAUCUAAUUUCUAGCCUAAGCAUGGUGGCUCACGCCUGUAAUCUCAGCAGCUUGGGAAGCCAAUGUAGGAAGAUUGCUUGAGGCCAG
Molecule: messenger RNA, 5372 nt
Organism: Cebus imitator (Panamanian white-faced capuchin)
Lineage: Eukaryota; Metazoa; Chordata; Mammalia; Primates; Cebidae
Gene: TAS1R2
Product: taste 1 receptor member 2
Exons: 6
Coding region: 661-3165 (834 amino acids)
Biological process (GO): G protein-coupled receptor signaling pathway; sensory perception of sweet taste
Cellular component (GO): membrane; sweet taste receptor complex
Molecular function (GO): sweet taste receptor activity; G protein-coupled receptor activity
Source: RefSeq, a predicted model, not a curated record